GGGGGCUGGCCCCUCCCUGGGAAUCAUAUAUAGUUCUUCCUCAGGCUGAUUCAAUCAAAGCUGUGGGAGCCGGAGCUUUGCUACAUUCUUAGCCAGUCGGGCAGAGUAUUUAUACAUAGCACGAGAUGAGAGAGCUGGGGAGGACAAUGACUUGCCAGUGCAGCCUGCGGCAUCGCCCCCUGGGCAUUCACUCACACGUAGCCGAGGCAGAGCUGCCCAGCAGAUCGGCCAUUAUGGAGAUGGAGACAGUUCCAGUGCAGGAAACCAGUAUAUCAGGGUUUUUCGAUCUCCCUAAGAGUGUUCAAGACACAAACAAUAUAAUUGCAAAGAGCUCAAGCGCAGACUUGAUCAAGAAGCUGAAAUCCCCAGAACCUACACAGAGAGAACGCCAAAGAGAUUUGAUGUUGGAGGCAUCAAGUGAGGCUGAAAAAUCCACAAAUUUGGAAAAGGAGUCUGGUACAGAGAAACCAUUGGCAUCAACAACAAAUGAGAUAGAACAGCAAGAGAUUGAAGUAGAUAUUUACCAGGCAGAUGCUGAUUUAGAUAAUCUGAGCACGGAAAAAGAAGCAAAAAUCCAAUACCUGGUAGAAGGUGGAAGAAAAGGAGAAGAUGUUGAUCCAGAAACUGAAGAAGACAGAGUUAUAAAAAAUUCAUUAGAUGCACCAGACAAGGACACAGGCCACACUGGUAUAAGAGAAAAUGAACAUCAAGAAGACAACUUGGAAAAGAUCUUGGAUUCGGCACCUGAGGACAUUACAGAAUCAGAAAUGGUUGUUGAUGGAAGUCAGGAAGAGAAGAACUGUGAUGCAGAGAUGCAACUUCAUUCAGAAGCUGAGAACAUCAAGAACAUUCCAGAUGAAAAUGAAAAGAAAGCUCAAACAGUAGAGGACUUAAACCAGCAAAAACCUGCAAUAAAUGGAAGAUGUCAAGAAGACAACUUGGAAGAGGUCUUGGGUUUGGUACCUGAGGACAUUAAAGAAUUAGAUAUGGUUGUUGAUGGAAGUCAGGAAGAGAAGAACUAUGAUACAGAGAUGCAACUUCAUUCAGAAGCUGAGGACACCAAGAACAUUCCAGAUGAAAAUGAAAAGAAAGCUCAAAGAGCAGAGGACCUAAAACAGCAAAACUGUGCAAUAGAUGGAAGAUGUCAAGAAGACAACUUGGAAGAGGUCUUUGGUUUGGCACCUGAGGACAUUACAGAAUCAGAAAUGGUUGUUGAUGGAAGUCAGGAAGAGAAGAAAUAUGAUACAGAGAUGCAACUUCAUUCAGAAGCUGAGGACACCAAGAACAUUCCAGAUGAAAAUGAAAAGAAAGCUCAAAGAGCAGAGGACCUAAAACAGCAAAACUGUGCAAUAGAUGGAAGAUGUCAAGAAGACAACUUGGAAGAGGUCUUGGGUUUAGCAGCGGAAGACAUUAAAGAAUCAGAAAUGGUUGUUGAUGGAGGCCAUCAGGAUGAGAACUAUGAUGCCCAAAUGCUGCUCUCAGAAGUUGAGGGAACCAAGCAAAUCCUAAACGUAACUGAAGAGAAAGUUCAAAUGCGAAACUCGGAUUCAGACAAAACGUUGGUCACUCCAGGAGAGGACAUAGACCAGCAAGACCAGGACAUUGGUGGACGUUACGAAGAGAAAACUUAUUCAGAGAAAUUUUCUGGCACAGGUUGUGAGAACCUGCACCGUCUAGUUACUGAGGAAGUUGAAAAACAUAAAGGGAAUCGAGUUCUUGUAGCAAAUGCAAAAAAUCAAAAGAGAAAUAAUCCAAAAAACAAGUCAUCUAAAGGCAUAAAACGUCAAGACGCAGCUGAUAACAAAGGCAGCAAAUCUGAUUCAGAAAAACUGCUGUGUUUGACUGCCAAGAACCCAAAAUAUCCAACCGUUGUACCAAGUGCAAUUCAUCGUGUGAUAACUGCUCUGAAGGUGUUUACAAGUGGAUAUUUAAUGCUGUGGUUUUGGUGUAACUUCUUUUCCUCAAAUGCAGAAGCGUUCCCUAUACGUUCCAUCUGGCAGACGUACUGGGUCAAUGGCACCAAUCUGUUUGCUCAGAACCUGAUGAUCCACAAUGGGGUGACUUUCAUCCAUCUCAUAUUCACCAACAUCCCCCAAGUCAAGAAUUGUUCUGAUUCAUUUUGUGCUGCUUUAUUGAGCAACACAUCUCUGCUGUUCGCAGUGAGGGAACCGCCAGUGACACCAUGGUUCCUGGAGUAUGGAUCCUGUGCAGAAUGUCGGGGGAAGAGUGACCACUUCAUUCCUGGAGGGCAAUUUACUGAUCUAGAAACUAUAAUGGAAAAGGUACUGAAGUUUACCAGCCAAGCUGCGAUCAGUUCCUUGGCGCCUCUCCACUCGACUGAUACCCCGGCAGCUCCUGGGGCUGGCACGCUUCACUGGAUAAUAGCACUGACUGCAGUGAUUUUCUUUGCGACGCCCGCUAUCUACUGUAUUCUUAUAAAAAGAUUCUGUGUCAGGACCCAACCCAACAUACAGAAUGUGCCGGCACCAACAAGUAAAAUGGUGGAUGGCAGAGAAGAAUCUCCUUUGGAUCCCGGAGAGUCUCUGGAGCUGAACCUCAGCAGAAACCUAACUGAUCUCCUUACAACAAAUAACACUUAAAUGUCUUAAAUGGACCCCGGAGACUAAGAGAGACUAGUGCUUAGCCUAACCCAGUGGCUCUAAUGCUUUCCCUGCUUAUUCUCUGCCUUAUAAUUCUAUAUGAAAUGGUUUCUGACAACAGGUGACAGUAGCCAUGGCCCCUUGGUGCCUUGUUUCCAGAGCUGAACAGCAGGGGGAGUGUUCCCUUUGGACUAGUGGGGACCAGACUGAGCAGGGGGUGGGCCCCGCCGUGGAGGUGGAAGGGCAGCCCCCCUAUAUAAUGGCACUGCUGCAUAGAAAAGGGAUAGGAAGCGGCCAACCCAAGCCCAAUGUGGCUGCCGUCUGUACCCCUAAUCAGAACUAUGAUACACAGACAGCAGCCCUUAUAGAUCCAGGGUUGGACUGGGCCAAUGGGGCAUUGGGAAAAAACCUGCCUGCCCAGACCUGAUCCCCAACGGAGAUCCCCAGGCUCCCUCCCCUGACGCACAGAAAGUACGUUUUUUGGAACAAAAGAGUUCAUGACGUUUGAACCAGUUUCCCUGGAAUUAGUCAGUGGGAUGGGGGGGGGAUUAACACCAUUAAAAAGCUUUCUGGCUCUAUUCUUUUUAAUAGGAAUUUUCACCAAAGGAAAAUGUGCCUAACGACCUGGAUGUCUGCAGUUUUUUUAAUGCUUUUAUGAUAACUACUUUUUUAAUAUGCGGCCAUAAUAUCAUCACUAUAUGUCUAUAUAUAAACUGCUUGCAAUGUGCUUAGUACGCAAUAAAUUCAAUAUGAAAAUCA
Xenopus tropicalis (tropical clawed frog) is the source of this 3359-nucleotide messenger RNA. Its product is annotated as myosin-1. Bases 126 to 2600 code for a protein of 824 amino acids. The transcript has 9 exons. The record is from RefSeq and is a predicted model, not a curated record. NCBI's taxonomy places the organism in Eukaryota, Metazoa, Chordata, Amphibia, Anura, Pipidae.